CUCUUCUUGCAUUGCUUCCCCCUUUUUUUUUCCGUUAUCCACGUCAUUACUAUAGUUUAUAAAUGAAUUUAGAAAUUUAUCUGAAAUUAGGAUUUCUCCACCUGCUGAUUGAUUUUGCUAAAAAGUAUUCGUACCCAAAAAAAAAUCUAAAAAGUCUUACCAUUAAAAAAAAAAAGAUGACAUUACCCGCCAUGGCAUGGGUUGAAUGCAAAUGUUGACUUCAUCCUUCAGGUUCUUUCUUUCUUUGAUGAACUCUGAAGGAAGGAGUGUAGUUUUCUGAUUCAGCUUUAAAUAGUUUAUUCCCUUUCAUUCUAUCUCAUCUAUCCAUGUCUUCCUCUAGUUUCUUCCCCCAAACUGCGGUAAUUUCGGGUUACCAACAGGCAAGAAGAAGAACCGACACAAGGAUCCAUGACGUGUUCCUAAGUUUCAGAGGCAAAGAUACUCGUGCUUCCUUCACUUCACAUCUCUAUGCUUCUCUUCAGAACGCUGGAAUCAACGUUUUUAGAGACGAUGAUUCGCUUAAAAGAGGACAUUGCAUUUCAAAAUCAAUAAAACGAGCAAUUGAAGAAUCUGAAAUUUCUAUUAUCAUUUUCUCAAAAAAUUAUGCGAAAUCGCGUUGGUGUCUAAAUGAGUUGUUGACGAUAAUGGAGUGUCGCAGAAGCAUAGGGCAGGUGGUGCUUCCGGUGUUCUAUGAUGUUGAUCCCUCAGAAGUACGUCAUCAAACUGGUGAGUUUGGAAAUUCAUUUGAAUAUCGUUGGAACAAUCCAAACAUAAAUCUUUCAAAGACAGUCAGAGAAAAGAAGCUGCUGGUGAAGUGGAGAAAAGCACUUCUAAAGGCGGCUAGCCUAGCAGGAUUUGUAGUCUUGAAUUUCAGGAAUGAAAGUGAGGUUAUCAAGGAUAUUGUUAACAAUGUAACGCAUUUGCUUGACAAGACAGAUUUGUUUAUUGCUAAUAAUCCGGUGGGAGUUGAAUCUCGAGUUCAAGAUAUGAUUCAACUGCUAGACCAAGAUAUCCAACAAUCAAAUGAUGUUCUCCUACUAGGGAUGUGGGGUAUGGGAGGAGUUGGUAAAACAACCAUUGCCAAAGCUAUUUACAAUAAAAUUGGCCAUAAUUUUGAUGGUAGAAGCUUCCUUGCAAAUAUUAGGGAAGUUUGGGAGCAAAAUGUUGGCCGGGUGAAUUUACAAGAAAAACUUCUCUUUGAUAUCUGCAAAGAAAUGACAAUAAAAAUACAAAGUGUUGAAAACGGAAAAAACAUAUUAAAGGAUAGACUCUGCCAUAAAAGAGUAUUGAUUGUACUUGAUGAUGUUAAUACACUUGACCAACUGGAUGCUUUGUGUGGAAGUUGUAAAUGGUUUGGUUCGGGGAGUAGAAUAAUCAUUACAACAAGGGAUAGGCAUAUACUUUGUGGGGAUAGGGCUAACCAUGUAUAUGAAAUGAAACACAUGGAUGAAAGUGAAUCAAUUGAGCUAUUUAGUUGGCAUGCAUUCAAGCAAGUGAGUCCGACAAAAGAUUUUAUUGAAUUUUCUAGAAAUGUAGUUGAGUAUUCUGGGGGGUUGCCACUAGCAUUGGAAGUCCUUGGGUCAUAUUUAUUCGAUAGAGAAGUAAGAGAAUGGAAAAGUACAUUGGACAAACUCAAAAGAAUUCCUAAUAAUCAAGUACAAAAGAAGUUAAGAAUAAGCUACGAUGGUUUAAAUGAUGACAUUGAGAAAGAAAUAUUCCUCGAUGUAGCUUGUUUCUUUAUUGGGAUGGACCGAAAUGACGUUACACUUAUAUUAGAUGGAUGUGGACUUUUUGCAGAAAUUGGAAUAAGUAUCCUUGUUGAGCGAAGUCUUAUAACUGUUGAUGAUAAGAACAAACUUGGAAUGCAUGAUUUGUUGCGAGAUAUGGGAAGAGAAAUCAUUCGUGAGAAAUCACCAGAGGAGCUCGAGGAGCGUUGCAGGUUGUGGUUUCAUGACGAUGUGCUUCAUGUAUUGUCAGAACAUACGGGAACAAAAGCUAUUAAGGGACUGGCUUUGAAGUUGCCAAGAUCCAAUGAAAAAUGUUUUAGUACUAAAGCAUUCAAGAAGAUGAAGAGACUUAGACUGCUUCAACUUUCUGGAGUAAAACUUGAUGGAGAUUUUGAAUAUCUUUCGAGAAAUCUGAAAUUGCUGUCUUGGAAUGGAUUUUCUUUAACACAUAUACCUAAUAACUUUCAUAGAGAAAAUUUAGUUUCCAUCGAGUUACAGAAUAGCAAUGUCAGUCUUUUAUGGAAAGAGGACCAGAGGUUGGAAAAGCUGAAAAUUCUAAAUCUUAGUCAUUCUCAUUGUCUGACGCACACCCCUGACUUUUCAUACUUGCCUAAUCUUGAGAAGCUGGUACUCAAAGAUUGUCCAAUGUUGUCUGAGGUUUGUCCUACCAUUGGAGAUCUCACUGAAAUACUUCUAAUAGAUUUGGAAGAUUGUGUUAGCCUUCGUAGCCUUCCAAGAAGCAUCUAUAAGUUGAAAUCUUUGAAAAUACUCAUUCUUUCUGGGUGUUUAAUGAUUGACAAGUUGGAAGACGACUUGGAACAAAUGGAAUCAUUAACCACUCUUCUAGCAAACAACACUGCAAUAACAACAGUGCCCUUUUCAGUAGUAAGGUCAAAAAGCAUUGGAUAUAUCUCUCUAUGUGGCUAUGAAGGACUUUCACAUGAUGUGUUUCCAUCUAUCAUCUGGUCUUGGAUGUCACCAACAAAUAAUCUUCCACCCCUAUUUCAAACAUCUAAUAUCAUGUCAUCUCUUGUUCCUCUAGAUGUACCACAUAGUAGUUCCCACGAACUAUCAUCGAUUUCCAUGUACCUUCCAAAUCUUCGAAGUCUUUGGGUGGAGUGCAGUUCAGAACGUCAACUUUCUCAUGAUGCAGCAAUAAUUUUGGAUGCCUUGCAUACCAUAAAUCGUAAGGAGUUGGAACCAACUGCAACUACGUCACAAGUAUCAAAACAUUCCUUGAAGUCUCUUUUAAUUCAAAUUGGAAUGAAUUGCCAAGCCACUAAUAUUCUGAAAGAUAUAAUUUUACAGAAUAUAGAUGUCAAUAGUAGUGGUGGUUGUUUGCUUCCUGGUGAUAGUUAUCCAAAUUGGUUAACCUUUCUUUCGGAAGGUUCUUCUGUAACUUUAGAAGUCCCUCAAGUGGAAGGGCGUAACUUGAAGACAAUGAUGUGCAUUGUCUAUACUUCAACCCCAGAUAACAUAACAUCAAGUGGCCUUAAAAAUGUGUUAGUGAAAAAUUACACAAAGGCCACCAUUCAGCUCUAUAAGAGCGAGGCAUUAGUCUCCUUUGAAGAUGAGGAGGCUCUGAGGGUAGUAUCAAGUAUAGAACCCGGUAACAAAGUGGAGGUCGUUGUUGUUUUUGAGAACAGUUUCAUUGUGAAAAAGACAGCAGUUUAUCUCGUAUACGAUGAACCAUCUGUCAAGAGAUUCUCUACUGAAGAGGAGCCCACUGAUGACUUCAAUCAGAACAGAAAGAAGAAAAACCGAGUGGAAUGAAUCAAUGAAAGAUAGUAAUGCAAUGGCCGAGCAAAAAUCAAUUUUAUGAUGACUGCUAACAAUUGUUUUCCAUUUUUGGCUUACAAGCUGCUUUGUCAUUGUCUGAUUUUUGGUCUGUAGUUUCUAGAUUUUAUCCUUGGUGAAUUUUUGUAUUCACAAAGAGUUCUGAAAGAUUCUAAUUUGUUCUGUUACAAUUCUUCCAUGUCAUAUACCAUUUAAAUGUCUUUUAACAAAAUGGACUCAAAUAGUUAUAGCAUUUAAAUGUUUAGCAAACUUCUGUAGUCCUAAAUAAUAGGAUAUAUAGCUGCCAAGA
Molecule: messenger RNA, 3813 nt
Organism: Medicago truncatula (barrel medic)
Lineage: Eukaryota; Viridiplantae; Streptophyta; Magnoliopsida; Fabales; Fabaceae
Product: disease resistance protein RPV1
Exons: 5
Coding region: 327-3500 (1057 amino acids)
Biological process (GO): defense response; signal transduction
Molecular function (GO): ADP binding
Source: RefSeq, a predicted model, not a curated record